GCUCAUAUAAGACUAGCCAAAGAAAUAUAGAACCAGAACUUUUAAGAAUUAUUCUCACAAAUAAUUGUUUAGAUGAAAUUGUAUCACAUGCUGAAAAUGAUAAAAGACUAUCUGAUUCUCUAACAAUAAUAAAAGGAAGAAUAUCAGGUGGUAGCAUAGAUAUUUCAGAUGAAUUUGAAUCACAAGAUCUUCUUCAAUUUUAUAAUUUAAGAAAUAUUAUUGACCAGAGAGAAGCUUUUGGUUAUGAAUCAUUUCCUG
Racocetra fulgida is the source of this 258-nucleotide messenger RNA. NCBI's taxonomy places the organism in Eukaryota, Fungi, Glomeromycota, Glomeromycetes, Diversisporales, Gigasporaceae. The record is from the annotation of a GenBank genome assembly.